Messenger RNA from Prorocentrum cordatum, 1228 nucleotides. The record is from the annotation of a GenBank genome assembly. NCBI's taxonomy places the organism in Eukaryota, Dinophyceae, Prorocentrales, Prorocentraceae.
CGGCCACGCGCUCAGGGACACUCGACGUUUUGACCGGCUCAGUUCGGUGGGCGACCGGCACGCAGCGGCAACGCUCCCAGAACGAGUCGGCCGCUGACACGUCGCACGGCCGUGUGAAGGAUUCCAUGCUCCUACUGAUCUCCAUGCCUAGAUACCGAAGCAAGCUCUAUCUAAUUGAAGAUCUACUUCUCUUCAAGGAGAACAACCGUCUCACUGCGCACAACUCACGGAAGCACAUGCGUUCCGCGAUUUCGCACGCAUGAGAUCUAACAAAAAUCGACGACUCCAUUGCGCACGACUCCAAUGAUCUCUACGACUUCCCACGAAUAAGAUCUCAAAACCUCGAAGAUCCCACAACGCACUACUUACGGAAGCCAAUGCAAUCCGCGAUUACCCACGAAGAGGAUAUCAACAAGUCUUCGGUGCACAUGUUUGAAAAGUCCUUGCUCUCCAUGGCCUGGCACUCUGAAGAUCUAUAUAAUAAACAGCCAAGGCACACUCUGGCAAGAAACCGAACCUGUACCGUACACAUAUGAGCCUCACAAAGAGUUCCAAACGAGAGAGGAGGAGGAUGAGAUAAGAGCACCGUUGGCGAUCAGUGCCUCCCCAAGGACUGAUCAGAAUCGUCAGUGGGUCACGCUCGAUGCAUGCCAACUGAACUAUGGAGUGAGACUCGCCGCGCGGCAACGGUGCCGCGGCUUGCAGGAGGGAAAAGAACGCUAGGCGAUAAGGAAGAGGGACAUGGUGAAGAGGAGGGAGGACGAACUCGACGUUAAGGGCAGGGGGUCGGAGAACCGUGCGGUGGUGUACAUGCCGGGCUGCGCGGCCGGCCUCCUAUAUAGCGGGCCGGAGCAGGUGCCCAAGCGAAACACUGCGAGCCGGCCCCGCCUCGCCUCGUCCCUUGCGGAAGAACCCGCUCGACGGGGCUUGGCGAGACAGAAGGGCGAGGCCCUGACCUUGGGACGCCGUGAUCUUGCUCACGGGCAUGGACUCCGGGGCUCCCGACGGAGCGGGGCUCCCGGAGCCCGAAACCUUGAACCAACAAUUAGCAGGUAUUGAUGUCUCCAGGGCGCCGUGCCGCGACGGCGCCCGUGGGCCGCCCGGGCGCGCGCCCCGCCCUCUUGGGCAGGCCGCCCGGGCGCGCGCCCCGCCCAAGAGGCCGGCGGGGCGCGGUCUGGCCCCCGACAGAUGCAGAGGGCACGCUGCCGAGCUGCGCCGCUCCCCCCCC